AUGUUAUCCAUUAUAAAAAGAACCAAGAUUGCUUCUCCACAAACACAUUACACAUCAACAAUCCUCUCUCUCUCAGACACUCACUCUAUCUCUCAAUCAUCAAUACAAAAAGUUAUGGAGCAGAGCAAGAACGAUAUAGAGUCAUACGAUGAUCAACAAAAAUGGGUUCUUGAUUCUUCUCUCGAUAGUAGAGGAGAGAUUCCUGUUCGGGCUAGAACCGGAGCUUGGAAAGCUGCACUCUUCAUCAUUGCAAUCGAGUUCAGUGAGAGGCUAAGUUACUUUGGGAUCUCGACGAGCUUAGUGGUCUACUUAACGACCAUUCUUCACCAAGAUCUUAAGAUGGCAGUAAGAAAUGCAAACUACUGGUCUGGUGUCACCACUUUAAUGCCUCUUCUAGGAGGCUUCGUCGCCGAUGCUUAUAUCGGCCGUUAUGCCACUGUCCUACUUGCAACCAUCAUCUACCUUAUGGGUUUGAUUCUGUUAACAUUGUCUUGGUUUAUACCGGGAUUGAAACCUUGUCAUGAAGAAGUGUGCGUUGAGCCAAGGAGAGCCCACGAAAUAGCCUUCUUCAUCGCAAUAUACUUAAUCUCCAUAGGCACUGGAGGUCACAAGCCAUCCCUUGAGAGCUUUGGAGCUGACCAAUUCGAAGACGACCAUCCUGAAGAGCGGAAAAUGAAAAUGUCUUACUUUAACUGGUGGAGCGCCGGUCUAUGCGCUGGUGUUUUAACCGCGGUGACUAUAGUCGUCUAUAUAGAGGACCAUAUUGGUUGGGGUGUGGCUGGUAUCAUACUCACCGUAGUCAUGGCUACAUCGCUUUUGGUCUUCCUUAUUGGUAAACCGUUCUAUCGUUAUCGUCCACCUUCUGGUAGCCCCUUGACACCGAUGUUGCAAGUCUUUGUUGCUGCCAUUGCCAAAAGACAUCUUCCUCGUCCUAAUGAUUCUUCUCUUCUUCAUGAGUUGUCUAGAGAAGAGUAUACUAAAGGACGGCUUCUUUCCCGCACAGAAAACCUUAAAUUUUUAGACAAAGCAGCCAUUAUCAAAAAUCGAGGAAUCGAGAAUGCUAUGGUCGAGAAGGAGGGUCCAUGGAAACUAGCAACGGUAACAAAAGUAGAAGAACUAAAGCUACUCAUCAACAUGAUUCCAAUAUGGUUCUUUACAUUAGCCUUUGGCAUAUGUGCCACUCAAAGCACAACAUUCUUCAUCAAGCAAGCCAUUAUCAUGGACCGACACAUCGGUCACAACUUCAUAGUUCCUCCAUCUUCCAUGUUUGCCCUCGUAGCUCUCUCCAUGAUCAUCUCCGUAACAGUCUAUGAAAAAACUCUCGUACCACUUUCGAGACGCAUCACAGGAAAAGAAAGGGGUAUUAGCAUUCUACAACGAAUCGGAACCGGUAUGGUUUUCUCCUUACUCGCCAUGAUAAUUGCUGCUUUGGUAGAGAGAAAAAGAUUGGAUUAUACUAAGCAACAUUACGUGCCCAUGAAUGCUAUAUGGUUAGCUCCUCAAUUCAUAGUUAUAGGUAUAGCGGACGCUUUUACCCUUGUGGGUCUUCAAGAAUAUUUCUAUGACCAAGUUCCUGAUUCUAUGAGAAGUUUAGGCAUAGGACUUUACCUUAGUGUGGUUGGUGCGGCUAGCUUUGUUAACAAUCUUUUGAUGGCGGUGACUGAUCGUUUGGCUGAAAAAAUCUCCGGAAAGAGCUUGUUCGGGAAAGAUCUUAAUAGCAGCCGCUUGGACCGGUUUUACUGGACGAUAGCCACUUUGACCGCUGCAAAUAUAUGCUUCUUUGUAUUUGUGGCCAGAAGGUAUACUUACAAGAGUGUGCAAUCAAGUGUGGUUGUUGCUGACGGUGGCGAUGAUGUUGAGACACCUUCGACGCCUAAUACGUCGAAGUAUACGUAACAUCGCUAUAUGGUUGGUCAUACGAUCAUCAUUUUAUGUUUUUUUUCGUUGUACUUUUGUUGGUUUUAUAUGGAUUUAUCGACUCAUCAAA
Messenger RNA from Raphanus sativus (radish), 1987 nucleotides. Its product is annotated as protein NRT1/ PTR FAMILY 5.7. Gene Ontology annotation, cellular component: membrane. The transcript has 4 exons. The record is from RefSeq and is a predicted model, not a curated record. The coding region runs from base 1 to 1896 and encodes 631 amino acids. NCBI's taxonomy places the organism in Eukaryota, Viridiplantae, Streptophyta, Magnoliopsida, Brassicales, Brassicaceae. Gene Ontology annotation, biological process: transmembrane transport; dipeptide transport. Gene Ontology annotation, molecular function: dipeptide transmembrane transporter activity; tripeptide transmembrane transporter activity.